UCCUCGAGACGGAAAUUUUAAAUAAAUAAAAGAAAAAAAGUCACCCACGUGGGGUUGCUCUCCUAUAUAAACAUACAUCCCUCCUGGCUAAAUCCCAUGCAUUGCCUUCUAACCACACAAGGAAAAUACAUCUCUCAGCGACAUCCCCAGUCCUCCCAUGGCCAUUGCUCACCUUCUAUUCUUCCUCCUCUCCACCUACUUACACUCCUCUUUGGGAGACCCAUAUGGUUGGGAUGGCGGCCACGCAACGUUCUACGGCGGUGGGGACGCAUCUGGCACAAUGGGGGGAGCUUGUGGAUAUGGCAAUUUGUACAGCCAAGGGUAUGGCACAAACACUGCAGCCCUCAGCACUGCCUUGUUCAACAAUGGAUUGAGCUGCGGGGCUUGCUAUGAGAUGAGGUGCAACGAUGACCCUAAAUGGUGCCUACCUGGGACAAUCACAGUGACGGCAACGAACUUUUGUCCACCUAAUUUCGCCUUAUCUAACAACAAUGGCGGAUGGUGCAAUCCUCCCCUUCAACACUUUGAUCUAGCUGAGCCAGCCUUCCUGCAGAUUGCCCAGUACCGGGCUGGGAUUGUUCCGGUUGCAUUUAGGAGGGUGGCCUGUGCGAAGAAAGGAGGAAUAAGAUUUACCAUCAACGGCCAUUCAUACUUCAACUUGGUCCUGAUCACGAACGUUGCAGGGGCAGGUGACGUCCGUGCAGUGUCCAUCAAAGGUUCGAGGACAGGGUGGCAACCCAUGUCCAGGAAUUGGGGACAGAACUGGCAGAGCAACUCUUACCUCAACGGUCAAAGCCUCUCCUUCCAAGUGACCACAAGCGACGGUCGGAUGAUCACUAGCUACAAUGUGGCAUCAUCUGGCUGGCAGUUCGGGCAAACGUUCGAGGGGGGCCAGUUCUAGUUAUGGCAUGUACUAGUCUAAGAGAGUGAUUGGGUGAUGGGGGUGGGAGCGGCUUUGGAGCUAUGGCCAUCGAAUGCUGAGGUGGCUUAAAUAUCACCCGCUAGGCCUUGGUAUAAAGCUAGUUUAGAAAUGAGAUAGCAACGUUAGUAAUGUGUCUAUUGGCUUGUGAUGGGAAUUGAGACCCCACAUGAAUCAUGAAUGAUGUGAGGUGUGCGGUUUAAUGAUCCUGUAUUUUAUGUUAAA
This is a messenger RNA of Magnolia sinica, 1144 nucleotides long. RefSeq names its product expansin-A8-like. Gene Ontology annotation, cellular component: extracellular region. The record is from RefSeq and is a predicted model, not a curated record. Gene Ontology annotation, biological process: plant-type cell wall organization. Bases 158 to 901 code for a protein of 247 amino acids. Lineage: Eukaryota; Viridiplantae; Streptophyta; Magnoliopsida; Magnoliales; Magnoliaceae. The transcript has 3 exons.